Monoraphidium neglectum is the source of this 789-nucleotide messenger RNA. RefSeq lists its product as hypothetical. The transcript has a single exon. The record is from RefSeq and is a predicted model, not a curated record. The coding region runs from base 1 to 789 and encodes 262 amino acids. NCBI's taxonomy places the organism in Eukaryota, Viridiplantae, Chlorophyta, Chlorophyceae, Sphaeropleales, Selenastraceae.
AUGAUGUCGGGGCAGCAGCCCGCCCUUCCAGGCCUUGGCUCGGAAAUCGUGCCUGCACCCGCGGGUGCCGCCACCACGCACGCGGCCCCCACAACCAACGGCGCCCCCGCCGCGGCCGCACCGCCAGCCCCCAUGGCAGCCGGGGCGGAGGGACUCACGCCCGCCCUCCAUUUCACCGGCGCGCCAUCAGCUAUAGCGGGCACCACCGCCGCCACGCCCGUUGUUGCCGCGCCCCCUUCAGCGACCCCGUCCCUUUCGGCUGUGCCCCUUGCAACCCCCGCCGCAACCGCCUCCCCUCAUGUCGCGGCGGCCGUGCCCGCGGCGGUGGCUGCGGCCCCGCAGGCGCAUCGCCGUGGCGGCGCCGCGAGCGGCCACGCAGCGGCACUGCUGCCCACACCGGGGCUUGGGCGGCCGCAGGGGACUGCCGUAGGCUUUGCGCCUCACCCCCUACCAGUUGCCACACCGGCGCCGCCUGCCGCCCCAAACGCCGCAGCCGUCGCCGCGCCUGUGCUUGGGCCUGUCGGGGUGCUGCUGUCUGCGGCGCCGGCCGCCACCCCAGAGGCCACAUUCGCCACGUUAGUGCCGCCAGCGGGCUCGACUCCCAAUCUACAGCCCCCGCUGCCCGUCAAUGGCGCAAAAAGGUUCUUGGGCGCGAGCGCAGCGCAGCCGCCGGCAGCGUUUGGGCAGGCGCUCCAGAGCGCCCCUGCAUCAGCUGCGCCGAUCGCGCCCGCGCCGGCGCUGCCACGCGCCCCGACACCGCCGGCAGGCUCCCCCAUGGACGAGUCUUGA